Molecule: messenger RNA, 1131 nt
Organism: Camponotus floridanus (Florida carpenter ant)
Lineage: Eukaryota; Metazoa; Arthropoda; Insecta; Hymenoptera; Formicidae
Product: dnaJ homolog subfamily B member 13
Exons: 6
Coding region: 1-1131 (376 amino acids)
Cellular component (GO): cytosol
Molecular function (GO): protein-folding chaperone binding
Source: RefSeq, a predicted model, not a curated record
AUGAUUUCUCAAGUUGUGAAUAUAGAUCUUGAUAAAUGCACGUGUAGAUCUAACAGUAUAAACUAUUACAAAAUAUUGUCGUUGAAAAGAAGCUGCACCGAUAUAGAAAUCAAAGAAGCAUAUCGACGAUGCGCUGUACGAUACAAUCCCUUACAGCAAAAGAACGGAGGUGCCGAGGCGAUUUUCGCCUUAGCAGCUGAAGCGUACGACGUGCUCUCAGAUCCUCUUAGAAGAACCGUAUAUGAUCAAUACGGUGAAGAAGGGCUUAAAAAUGGUGUAUCGCGACCAGAAGGAUUUGUGAAACCUUACGUCUAUCACGGGGAACCAAUGCGAACCUUUAGAGAAUUUUUUGCAGUUCAAGAUCCCUAUAAUGAUCUCUUGAAUAUUCUAAGUGAGCCUCAACCUCUAUUCGAAUUUCCUGAAGGUCGAGGUAUUAAACGAAAAGAAGAACCCUUGAUCAAAACUUUGUUUUUAACUCUUUCGGAGGUAUUUUUCGGUGGAAUAAAAAAAAUGAAAAUUCAAAGAUUGGUUUUGGUCGGCAACGAUAAGUCAAUUACUGUAUCGAUGGAAAAAAUCUUGACGAUACCUAUUAAACCGGGGAUUCCCCCAGGUACUAAAAUACUAUUUCCAGAAGAAGGUGAUCAAGGACCCACAAAGAUACCCGCGGAUGUUAUCUUCGUCACGGAGGAUCGGCCUCACGAAACGUUCCGGCGAGAGGGCUCGGACUUGCACACGACGGUCGAUAUCUUUCUAAGGGAAGCGCUGACCGGAACGGUGAUCACGCUUAACACCGUCGACGACAGAACUCUUCGGAUCCCGAUAACAUCGAUCGUUGCACCGGAUUACAUCAAACGUGUACCAGGCGAAGGUAUGCCCUUCGUAGCAAAUCCGAAGCAGAGAGGCGAUCUGAUACUGAGAUUUAAUAUCGAGUUUCCGAUUUAUUUGCCGUUAUUCAGUAAGAAUCACAUCAAGAAAGCUUUCGAAACGUCUCGUACGAACGUCAAGAAUGCUGAGGAUAUUCAUCGCCUUAUAUUGGCCAACAAGAUGCGCAGAAACGUCGAUGACAACAUUUCAUUACGACGAGGCGCGAAUGAUGAAGCGGAGCGAUUAAAAUUUAUAUGCGAAACGUGA